Molecule: messenger RNA, 3377 nt
Organism: Labrus mixtus (cuckoo wrasse)
Lineage: Eukaryota; Metazoa; Chordata; Actinopteri; Labriformes; Labridae
Gene: cmtm4
Product: CKLF-like MARVEL transmembrane domain containing 4
Exons: 4
Coding region: 643-1269 (208 amino acids)
Cellular component (GO): membrane
Source: RefSeq, a predicted model, not a curated record
UCAGAGGGGCGGAGACAAGCUCGCCUUUGCAUCCACAGCGAGGAAAGCGCCUGCCUCACUGUAAGCUGCUGCAGUAGAGAAUAGCAGAAGUUCACAAUAGGUAACAAAACGGGGUUUUCUCUCGGUACCUCAGGAAUAAUGAGUGGAUGUUUUUCGGUGGCGUUGGCGAGCCACACUGCCCGGUAGGCAUUUUCUUUAUCGAUGCUGCUGAACUAACCAGAAUCGUCCAUGGUGAAGUGACACUGGGAAUCGAACAAGUGACCCGCCUAACAGAGUUUUGAGUGUGGCUUUUUUUUUCCAGAGGGAAGCAACGUUUAAAAAAAAACCAAGAGGAAGCACUGCAUGUUUUUUUUUUUUUUUUUUGUCUUUUGUUUUUAACGGACAGUAGCCGUGGUUUUCUGCGCGUUAUGUUAAAGAGCUCCCACCACGGCUGUUUCCCCGUGGGGUGGCUCUGGAAAGUGGACUGUCUGGUUGGUUUUCUCCAUCCACUUUCCGCCUGCAUGGAACAAAGUGUGCUUUAUGAAACAUAAGCUGGACCCAGGCGGGUUGUCAGCGUUGCCCUUUAUGUGGUAACGUUUUUUUUUUUUUGUUUGUUUUGGGUUUUUUUUUCAUCCCAAGAGUUCAGCAGCGUAAAUCAUCACCAUGAGGAGUACCGAUGAGCCUGAGGGCUUUGACGGCGAGGCCUCCAACACUUCCAUGAUCUCCGGGGCCAGCAGUCCCUACCAGCCCACCACCGAGCCCGUCCACGCGAGGAACGUUCUGGGAGGGAUAAGGUGCGACGUGGAGUACCUCAAGUCCUACUUCGGGAUUUUAAAGGUGGUUGAAGUGGUCCUUUCACUGAUUGGAUUCAUUUGCAUAGAGACCAUCAUGAUGUGUUCUCCCUGUGGAGGGGUCUACUUCUUCGAGUUUGUCAGCUGCAGUGCCUUCGUUGUGACGGGGGUCCUUCUACUGAUCUUUAGCCUCAAUCUUCACACCAAGGUGCCCCACGUCAACUGGAGCCUUACGGACCUGGUUAACACCGCUGCCAGUACCUUCUUCUUCUUCUUGUCUUCUCUUGUGCUCUCCUGCAUCAACCACAACACUGGAGCUGAAAUAGCAGCAGUGAUCUUUGGCUUCCUGGUGACAGGUGUGUACGGGAUAAACACUUUCCUGGCGGUACGCAGGUGGCGCCUUGGCAACGGCUGUCAGGGGGCAGCGCAGACUAGCGAGUACAUACGUGCGCGUACCGCCUCCCGUGGAGAGAUGGAGGCGAGACCCGAGCUAGCAUGAGUGCAGGCAGACAAUCACACAGACUAAGGGACUAAAAUGGCAGCUGACUGACAUGGACCCUACUCUAUCCUUAGAGCAGUUUUUUUUUUUUUAUUCAAGUCAACAAUUGGAGGGCCAUCGCUAACCACAUGCUUUUAUGUUUCAUCACGACACCUCAUCUUCCUUUCACAGCUACAAAUGAGCUGUGUGUGUGUGUGUGUGGUUUUGUUUAUAAGGCAUCCUGGCUCCAGUGACAUGAAAAGACUGUAAAGCGAAGAGCUGGAGUCAGAAAUGAAGGUAUUCUCUCCAAGAGCCUCCAUCCACAUAUAUUUCUAAAUCUUCGUGAAGGAUGACUUCCAUGAAAAGAUUCUAAGGCGGACUUCACUCCCGCUAUGCACCGACUCCUGUUCUGGUGUAGGUGUGGACUUUUAUAAAACACUUUUAGAGUUUCACUGUGAAGGAAGGCAACAACAAAAAAAAAAAGAAAAAGAUCAGCUAUUGCACAGCUUUUGCUUUUUUCACGCUGCUUUCUGUGAAUCUGUGGUGAUCGAUGUGAUCGUAGAUCUAGGAGGCUGCGAAACCAGCAACACACAGUACCCUGCAAUACAACAGAGGCACUGUGACUUUACUGCAUUAGUCAAAAGCUGACAUUAGCCUUGUCUUUCUGUGAGCGAGGCUUACAUUCGGUGUUCAAUUUGAUGAUUACAAAUGAUGACAUCACAGUUUCUUUCUCCUUUGCAGCUCUACGGUCACCUCUGUGACACCUCCCUGACAGAAAAUACAAUACGGGGUUAUAUGAACUGUAAUAAAGACAAGCAGUACAAGCAAAGGGGAAAUCCUAUAUUGUGCAUUAAUGAACCAAAAAAAAAAGAAUCACUCAAUCAUUCCUACAAUCAUAACUGAGGUCAACACUGUGAGCUACCAAUAAGUCCAAUCAGACGACAAGAAGGAGAUUGGCAGCUUUUUGCCUUUUCACAUGUCCAAGGCUUUAGGUAACGCAAAUAAUGCAGUUACAUCAAUGAAAUUCAUUUUUAAACUAACAUCAGAAAUCGACCUGGUCAAAAAUAAAUGUCCUCAGCCUAUUCACUAGUAUCUCAGGUAUGGACACACUCCUUUUAGUCUUUGAUUCUUUAAAAAAACAAAAAUUGAAAUGAAAUCACACGGUGCCUCGACAUGAACGCUGUAAUCUCUAAUGCCUUCAUAUAUUUAUGAGACGUUCAAGGAUGAUCACAGAGAAUUGAAUCAGGUGUGUAAUUUAAGUGAAAAGUAAUUUAAAACCUGGUCACAUUAUGGUUGAGACAGAUGGAAAUGGGCUUUACAUUUAGCUUCAUAACCAGCUUUCACUCUGUAUUUGAAUUCAAUAAAAAUGUCUGUAUCUGUAUCUUCAGUAUAUUGCUACAUAUUACACAUUCAAUGCAUUAUUCAAACUGAAACCAUUCCACGUUGCAGAUGUUUAAGGUCAUGUAUACAGAGUGCAAAGCAAAACUUGUUAUUCCUUUACUCGUUUGCAGUUUGGCUACUUUAACUAGGAUUCAAGUUGGAAAAUACUGUACAUCAUGUGUUCUUUUCAGGAAGAUAUCUCAUUUUACCUUUUGAAGGCUAACAUUGAGUCUACACUUAAUCUGUGUUUAAAUUGAUAUUUGAGACCUCUUAAUAGUAUUUUAGGCUUCAGUGAGUUUGUGCAAGGUCUAUAUCAACUCUGUGGCUCCACCUCCUGGUCUUCAUCUGAAAUGACUGUACAGUCAAAUAACUACAGUAGUGUGUACGCGUUUGUUAAGGAAGGAACAGAAUUGUUUCUGACUGCACGUGGGAAUGAAAAUAAAAACUGUACGGCUUCUUCAAUGGCCAUAGAAGUUUGAACAGAAAUGGUUGGCUUGAUUAACCAUUUUUAAAGGAGUUAAGUAACUUAUCAUGUACGACUGCUUUUUCUCCUGCUUUAGUGACUGAAGUAGUUUAUUGCCUAGACAAUCAUAUUUGUUAUUCUGUAUGUUACUUACAAUGAUGGACUUGUUUAUGAGUGAUGUCAAAAAGUCCACUAUAACAUUUGUACAGCAAACUUUACAACACAAUUGUGAAAGUGCAUCUUAAUGCACUAUGUCAUGAUAUAAACUGAUCAUAUUUGUCAUGAA